Messenger RNA from Brassicogethes aeneus, 3123 nucleotides. The record is from the annotation of a GenBank genome assembly. Lineage: Eukaryota; Metazoa; Arthropoda; Insecta; Coleoptera; Nitidulidae.
GGGAUUUCAGUGUUGAUUCAACUACCGACCAUCCACGCGCAUAGAAGACCCGGCUCACACACGCGACACCAAAAAACAUCGCGCGCGCCUACUCUGAUCGAACUAAACAAAUAUCCAACGGCUUCAAAUAUUGACAGUUUUAACUGGAUUUUCUGUUGUUUUAUGUGAAAUGUGACAUUUCUUCGACGUAAUCUGUGAUUUUUCUUACUUGCCAAAGUGAUAUGCCAUCAAAAAGACUCUGAAUAAGUUACUUGUUGAGAAAAUUUAAAAACGAGGCUGCAGGAAAAUAUUUAAAACUUUGCCAUGUUCGAACGAAAAACUUUGGUGCCACUUUUAUUUUUGUCGAUUUUGGCUAUCCAACAGAAAACCUCAGAAGCAGGUCCAGUUAAGAGGUCCAGAAGGGAAGUGUAUCCGCCGGAUAUUGAACCUGAAUCUAUUGAUAUUAAUCCCCCACAAGUGUGCAUUGUCGGAGAUGUGGUCUACGCUGUAGAUGAGCCGGUACCGGCAGAACAGCCGUGUUUAAAAUGCCGGUGCCAACCUCCCGGCGUCCAAUGUGAGACCAUUAAAUGCGCUAAGAAGCCUGGCUGUAAGGCUGUACAUAGACCGAAUAGCUGCUGUCCUGACUACCAAUGUGAAUGUCAACACAACGGUCGAGUGUAUGGUAAUGGUGAGAAAUUGGACACCCCACUUGGAGGAGAAUGCAAAGUGUGCUACUGCCGUGGUGGAGAAAUACAAUGUGCUAAUGUUUCCUGCUACAUUCGUAAGGAUUGUGAAGGAAGAAGCGUCCCAGGAACAUGCUGUCCCAAAUAUGACCACUGCCCACCUAUUGAUUCUUUCCUGGAAGGAAGCGUCACUACAGAGUUGACUUUGAAGAAUAUUGAUCAAGAAUCACUGGAGGUACUACCCCUACCAUCUGUCACCACCAACGAGACUUUCCUGGGCCAAACCACCAACGAAAUACCGGAUGAAUACAAACCCAACAAGGAGUUAGAAAAAGAAAUCAACCUAGAACUAACCAACAAGCUAUCUCACACCGCACACGUUGAAAUCGAGGAUCUAGAGCUACUAAAUGACGCUAUUAGCCAACCCAAGAUAACAAUUCAAGAAAUAAUACCUGAAAUUAAAGAAAUACCAAUUACAGCAUCUCCGAGAGUGGAGGAGAGUUUACAAACGCAAGGACAACUUAUAAUAGAGGAAACCAAUAAAGAUGAAACCAACGAUUUAGUUGUGACGGACUCAGAGCCAGAUUCAAGCGAGAUUACUGAAGUUUUUCAACAACCACCGCCUGUAUUGAGGAUUGGUGACAAGCUUUUGUUCUUAAAGAAAGGAGAAUUUAUUCCUGAGAAAGACACUAGUACUCCUACGUCUGUUAUAACCAUUAUUGGGGCUGAGGGUUUACAAAGGGGCUUUGAGGAGAGUGCUGAAUCACAUGAUUAUUUGGAACAUAAGGAGAAUAUAACUGAGACCAACGAUUUGGAGUUAAAGACUUCAGAAUCCAGCCAUAUUUUAUCGUUGGUGAAAAGAAAGAAUAAAAAUGGCGAAGCCACUACAACCGCAGCACCAAUAUCUACAACAGAAGCAGUGCUGAAUAUAUCGGAAGAAGUAUCAUUAGAAUCAUCAACUACCACUGUCUCUUAUAAUAUGACUGAAUCAACAGAAAAUACCACAACUGAAACUAGCGUUACAUCAGACCUACCUGAAACACUCACAACCUCAGAGCAACCACUAAAUCUAACAACAGAAGUAAAACCGAGCACAACAGAAAAACUGGAAAACCCUGAAUAUCCCCCAAUCCCUGACAUCAUGAUUACACAGGAAGAAACAGCUCACCCUGAUGAUACAUCACAAAGAUUCGACAAUAAUAAUGAAAAUGAUUCCACAAAUUCCACCACUGACAUUGAAGAACCCAUAAUGGAUAUGAAAAUACUACCAGAAGUUUUGGAAGUACGCAAUAAUAAAACCUUGCCUGAAAAUACAACACACAGCGAAUGGCUAAAGAAUGAAUCCGUCAGUAUCAUGGCUGCUAUAACUGAAAUACCUGUGAUUAAUAUUACAGAAACUACAGAUAAAUCGGUUGAUUUUACAAUUAGCAAAACAGAUGAUAUCACUACUGAAAAACUUGAUGCCACUACAGUUAAAUCAGUGGAGACAUUUACCACACUCACUGAGAGUAGUACUAAUGAUAGAUCGGUUGAAACCAUUGAAGAAUCUACAGAAGAAUCGGGCGAGCACACCACAGAAAAAAUGAAAACAUCCCCUAUAAAAUAUUCUAAUGAAGAUAUUAGCUUGGAGGGCGAGAAUAUGGAGAUAAAGGACAUGAUGAAGGAGAAUAAAGAUGUAGCUGAAGGUAGUGUUGAAUCAUCCACCAUUAAUAUUGCUGAUGAUGUAGAGUUCAUAGGAGAAAUACAGAAGAUAGAUGAUUUUAAACCAAUUGUUAACAAAGAUGUCGAGGUUAUAACUUUUAAGGUGACCAUUGAGAGUACGACGCGUCCGGAAGAGCUCCCUAAACCUGAGAAAUCCAUAGGAAAACGUGAAAAUUCGGCUGAGGAGCAGGCAGAUGAAGUCUUUAAGCAACUAGAUUUGGAAUUAAACGCUGAAAAUACCGAGAGGAUUCUAACCAGAGAACAGGAGCAAAGAGAAGCAGACGAGAUCUUCAAAGAUUUAUUGGAGGAAACAAGUACACCAAAAACCUUGGCCGCAGAGGGGCGUAACAAAGAUUCCGAUACUCUACAAAGAGUCAGUGACGCUUUGGCCCGACUUACCUUACGUGGUAAACAACCAGACUCCAAUAUAUUAGGAAUUCUGACAAACUUUUUUAGCUCCCAAUAUAGAUACAGAAAAUAAUCAUUAGAUUGAUGUAUUGCCAAUAAUAUAAUUCUUAACUCGAAAGACUUUUUUGUUCAUAAGUUGCGCUUUAAUUAUGUACUUAAGUCAAUGAUGUUUAGUAAAGGUAAAUAGUUGAUAAUGUUUAAACUUAAGGACGUAAUCUUCACACCCUAUUACUACUACUGUGUAGAAUGUUCUCUAUUUAUUUAUUUGUGACUUGUGCGACUGAACUGAGUCGCUUUAAAUGACUUAUUUAUCAUUGUUACUAGUUGGAUAUUUAUGUAAUUCUAUGUAACA